CGCGUCUUUAGGUUAUAUCAAGUGUAGGGACUUAAACAAUGCAAAUAGAUUGACGCGUGUUUUGUAAGAAGAUAAUACAAGUGCAAACAGAAGGAUUAAUUCACCUCUGAACGACGGUAAGCCGAGAACAUUACGCCUUGCCGUAAUAUGAAGGGAAAGAAAUUAUUCAUAUCCCUGGCCCUGAUUACUCUACUGAGCUGCACUGUUCAAGCGCGGCUCGGCGGAAAACUUCGAUUUCCGAUACCAAGCGAGAUGGCUUGCGAAGGAUACCCAAUAGUUCUACGAUGCCCAGGAACGGACGUUAUUCAGGUUGUGGCAGCGGAAUACGGCAGACAGACCGCGGACACGUGCGCUACCACACCGGAGAAGAUGCGCAACACUGCCUGCUACCUGCCAGAGGCGUUCGACAUAAUGUCAAGCAAGUGCAACAACCAAACCCAGUGCAAAUUAGACGUUUCGGACGAGCAUUUCCCAGACCCAUGCCCCGGAACAUUCAAGUACCUUCACGUUACGUUCAGCUGCGUCAAAUACAUGUUUGGCUGCCCGGGUACUCUUACUGGAAUCGCCUCAAAUGUGACAAUGGACACGACGAUGCGAGCGCAGAAAGGAGCAUGGACAAAGGAUCCAAUAUACAACCCACACCACGUGUUCUAUGCCUCACCCUCACAGCCAAGACUGCAGAAAUUUGAAAAUAUGGAGCAUUUCGUAAAUGGCAACCGCGCUAUAAGUGAGUACGACAUUCACUACCAGAUGUCAGGAACAAGUUUCGUGGUUUAUGACGGGAACUUGUUUUUCGUCAAGGCUUCCAGUGCCAACAUCGUAAAGUACAACUUGCACACUCGUAUCAGACAUCGUGAAACAGCUUUGCCAGGCCAUACUGACCGUUCGACAAGCCACCGCAAUGGGGCUAAUAGCAUUGAGCUGGCGGUCGACGAAUCCGGCUUAUGGGCAAUAUACACCAACACUCACAACGCUGAUAGAAUUGUAGUGAGCAAGAUGAAUAAGGACACACUUGAAAUUGAGAAAACCUGGCGAACGACUUACCCAAAGCGAACAGCUCUUCAUACGUUCAUGAUCUGUGGCGUUUUAUACGUUGUUGGUUCCCGCACAGGCGAAGUUGAGUAUAUGUACAACACGAAUGCAGUUAGUGGGAACGGUCGAUUUGUCGCUAUCGGAUUUGACAGGAAUCGACCGAUCUCGCCAUCGGACCCAGUUGGGUUUCUUAGAACUGGUCGUGACCUCCCAACCACGCCACGUCGUACGUUUCCACACCCUGCAGGAUUACUCGCUAAAUCUCGGUCGUUCCUGAACUACAAUUUCACGUCGUUAAAGUACAACCCAAGAGAUAGGCUUAUCUACGCAUGGGAGGCGACAACUAGUAAAGCGGUUUAUUACAAGCUACAUUUCGGAUUACCAGACCCCGUGGAAGGAGAUAAACCGACGACCACUACAAGUACAACUACCACUACGACAACGACUACAGUCAGGACCACCAGCACUUCAGAGCAAUCACCUUUUGGUCCAAGCGUCGCUCCGAGCAAGUUGCCCCAUAAUUCUGCAACCCUUGCACCCCCUGUUGUCCCCGUUGCGAGCUGUCCCUCUGUAUCCCGUGACGGAAUUACAUGGCCCGUGACGUCGCUGGGGCAGACUCGUACCAUGACGUGUCCUGACGUACUAAACGAACAAGCGACAUGGACUUGCACGACAGAGGAGUUCACCAUGUCUGCAGUUUGGGAUGUAAACGGGCCCGACAUGAAUCGGUGUGUCACUUGGACGUCUAGCAUUGAAGCUCAGCUGCUAGCAGGUACGAUCGAUCCUAGCUCUGCCGCGGAGAAUUUAUCACGUGGUCUUAAAAUGUCAUCACGCAACGGUGAAGCAUUACGUACCGAUGAGGUAACAAAUUCAGCCCGGCUUAUGAAGACAGCUGCAACACGAGCUGGUAGUGGGACAACUCCCCUGACUAGAACACAAGUGCGCCAAAUUACUGAGGGCGUUACUAACGCUGCCGAUACCUUGCUGGACAGCAGCAACUCAAUAACUUGGAAAGAAAUGGAGAGCUCAAAGCGAUAUAAGGCGGCAGAUAAUGUUAUUAAAAGCGUGGAGUCCGCAGGAUUUGUGUUAGCGGAUAGCAUGACGAAUAACUACGGUGGAUUCCAGGGCGACACAGCC
Ciona intestinalis (vase tunicate) is the source of this 2169-nucleotide messenger RNA. The record is from RefSeq. Lineage: Eukaryota; Metazoa; Chordata; Ascidiacea; Phlebobranchia; Cionidae.